Messenger RNA from Solenopsis invicta (red fire ant), 1914 nucleotides. RefSeq names its product transmembrane protein 68. The record is from RefSeq and is a predicted model, not a curated record. Gene Ontology annotation, molecular function: acyltransferase activity. Bases 783 to 1742 code for a protein of 319 amino acids. NCBI's taxonomy places the organism in Eukaryota, Metazoa, Arthropoda, Insecta, Hymenoptera, Formicidae. Gene Ontology annotation, cellular component: membrane. The transcript is spliced from 6 exons.
CACCUAACUUUUUAUUGCAUAUUCUUGUAGCUUAUCUCGAUACCUUUCCAAAACAUUACAAGAAAGUUUAUUUUCGUUGAGUACUUUCCGAGUUGUGAGGCUUGAAAGCUACAGUGUACUAUUAAUAGUGUUUAUUAAGAGUUCAAAAUUUUAAUUUCUAUUCUUAAUAUCUAAUAUUUCUUUAUAUUGCGCGCAAGAUCUUAAUUUGCAUGAUUUGCAAAAGACAAACUCAGAUUUAUUUCGUAUUUUUUUUAUACAUGAAACAAAUUUCUUGCAAUAUGCAUUCCAAAUCGUCUAUUCGGACACACACACACACACACACACACACACACACAUGUAUUAGUGACACUUACUGAUAGAUUUGGUAAUCAUAACUGUGAUAAAUUACAGAAUUAAGCUGUCAAUGCGGCACACAUAAUGUCCCGAUCAAUUUUAAUUUUAAUUAACUAUGUUAUCAUGCAUCAUGCAAAGAUGAAAUUGCUGCCGUGUCACUUUAUGAGGUAACUUACAAUUAGCGAUGCAGAUUUAUGUUGAUUGAAUACUGACUGUGCAUAUUAUAUUAUAGAAAAAAUUGCAAUAGAAAAAAUACUGUUGGUAAAACUAACCUUGGAAUUUAAAUGAAUGUUACUUUUACAUAAUAUAUGAACGUAAAAAGUAAGGUAAAACUGUUAAUUGGAACUGCAACAGUGAGCAUAUGAAUGCUCCCUGCGAAGAUAUAAAAGAUCUCAAUCAUUCUAUGAAUUAUCUAUCGUGUUCUGCAUCUCCUGUAUAUCGAUUUAAACAUGUUUUCAAUCAUAUACGAUUUGUGGUUAACGAUGAGAAAUAUUAUAGUUCAAUACAUUGAAUUUGAUUUUACAAUGUGGUUGACAUGGCUCUUAAUUCCACUCCUUAUAACAUUUUUACUCCCGUUUCUAUUUUUACUGUACAUGUAUUCAAUGAGCUUGGUGGUAUACAUCUACAAAUGGCACAGGAUUAUAUUAAGAAAUAAUGUCUAUGAUACUCCAUGGCAAGAGACUGCAGUUCGUAUUGUCCUUAUGCUUUAUGAUGUACAUGGUUGGAUUUGGCACGGAUACAAAAUUGUGGGCUUAGAGAAUAUUCCAGAGGACAAACCAGUAAUGUUCGUAUAUUAUCAUGGAGCUCUCCCAGUUGAUCUAUAUUAUUUUACAUCCAAAAUGUUUCUCAAUAAUUCAAAACUAAUCCGUAUAAUAGCAGAUCGGUUUGUCUUCAAGAUUCCUGGUUUUUUUAUUAUAUUGAAUACAUUAAAAAUAAUACCUGGGACAGUUCAAUCGUGUUCUGCAAUUUUAAAACAGGGAAAUUCGAUUGUUAUUAGUCCGGGUGGCGUGUAUGAAGCUCAGUUUGGGGAUUCCAAUUACGAACUUUUGUGGCAGAAAAGAAUGGGCUUUGCAAAGGUUGCUCUGGAUGCAAAAGUGAGUAUAGUUCCUUUUUUUACGAGAAACAUUAGAGAAUCGUAUAGAUCGCUAAGAUGGGGACAAAGAAUAUUGCUGAAGAUAUAUGCCAAAACAAAGCUUCCUAUCGUACCAAUCUACGGUGGCUUUCCGGUAAAAUUGGUGACGUAUGUAGGCAAGCCUAUUCCAUACGACAAAACUCUUACACCAGAAGAGUUACAAAUAAAGGUUGCCGAUAGUAUUAGAGAUUUGAUAAGAAAACACCAAACAGUACCUGGUAGCAUUACACGGGCUUUGAUGGAAAGAAUACAUAGUACAGAGAAACGUAAGGAUUAGAAAUUUGCGAUAAUUUGUUUUUGAAUACUGCACUUAAUGAUUAAUAAGACACGAUUCUUUUAAAAGUUAUUUUAGUAAAUACUUUUUACAUGAUAAUGUUGACAAAAAAGAAUAUAUAGAUAAAAAAUUAUAAAUUAAGCUGAUCUAUUAGUUAAAAAUUUUUUUUACAUAA